AUGAACAAAGGCAGGAGAGCUGGAAAUUUGGGAGGCAAGGAAAAAAUUUGGACCCGGCUUAUAUGGCCUUACUUGCAGAUGCCUAAUGAGAAGGUGAUGGCUUUCAAACCCCGUACGCUUUUUAAGGGAGCGGAGAAUAUAACUUCCAAGGUAUUGGAUCUAAUAUUUCAGCCGCAAAUUUUUGACUUUUCAAGUGCAGCAGAGGGGGAAAUGUGGUAUGUUCUGCUUUAUGGUGAAAAACAGCUUAUUCUAACGGACUCUGCAGCUAAACCGCGCGGUAAACAGAUCAGCGAGUAUCUGGGCCGUUUCUUCUGCAGUAAUAAUAUAUAG
Kuraishia capsulata CBS 1993 is the source of this 330-nucleotide messenger RNA. RefSeq lists its product as uncharacterized. Lineage: Eukaryota; Fungi; Ascomycota; Pichiomycetes; Pichiales; Pichiaceae. The transcript has a single exon. The record is from RefSeq and is a predicted model, not a curated record. The coding region runs from base 1 to 330 and encodes 109 amino acids.